CUCUGUGAGGUCUUCGUGUCGCAGCUUCUUCUUUCUAUGUGAAGGUUUGUAAAUUAUACUGAUCUGUUUGACUCUGUUUAUGUUGUGUGAUUUAGUUCAGUAGAAGCCACAGUAAGAGUUCAAAGCUCUGCUAAAAGUAAUUUUUCCUUCAAUGGAUGUCAGAUUCAGCAGCAGCUUUAACAACAGGAAGUCCUUAAACAUUUACUGGAUCAGUGAAAACGUUAAAUUCGGGCUGGCUGCUGAGUCAUUUCUAAAGAAUACGGGUGUUUAUUAUAAGGUGGGGCUCUGAUAUGGAUCAGUGUGAGGAGGGAGAGGAAGGAGCCCCUCCCUUUAAAACAACUCUCUAUGAGGAACCUGAAGCUCCGAGACCACAGCAUCACUCAGCAGACCCUCUUGGACCUGAACAUAUUCCUAGCUGUUUGUCCAUAAAGAGUGAUACAUCAAUGAUGAUUCCUCUUAAUUUUAAACAAUCUGUUGAUGGGAGGAAUCUGCCGCAGAAAGUAGACUGUCCUGAUCCCAGCUGUCUAUCCCUUAAGAGCGACUGGUCAAAGGCUGAAAUCUUAAACUUUGAUGGAGGACAUCCACAUGUUUAUCAGCAAGUCGACCAGGAGAGCUCAAAGACUUCCAGGGGUCAGUCUGCCCUGCAGCAUCAACCUGACCUACACUCAAUAUUUAUGCUACUGGAGGAGAACAUUGUCACUUUUGUGAAGAAUGAGCUGAAGAAGGUCCAGAGAGCUCUGAGUCCAGAUUUCCCAGAAUGCUUUGAGAGUCAGAGGGAGUAUGAAGACGUUUUGGGUGGUGAGGAAGAACAGCAGAAGACAAAUAUCAGAGAGGCGUUCCUGAAGAUCACAGUAGAGUUCCUAAAGAGAAUGAAGCAGGGGGAGCUGGCUGAAUGUCUGCAGAGCAAAUUAUUUGUUCCAAGUUGUCAGCGUAAAAUCAAGUCUAAUUUGAAGAGGAAGUUCCAGUGUGUGUUUGAGGGGAUUGCCAAAGCAGGAAACCCAACUCUAAUGAAUCAGAUCUACACAGAACUCCACAUCACAGAGGUAGGGACCAGAGAGAUCAAUGAAGAACACGAGGUCAGACAGAUUGAAACAACAUCCAGGAAACUAAGCAGACCAGAAACAACCAUUAAACCAGAAGACGUAAUCAGAGCCUUACCUGGAAGAAAAGAACCAAUCAGAACAGUGAUGACAAAGGGAGUGGCUGGCAUCGGGAAAACAGUCUUAACACAGAAGUUUACUCUGGACUGGGCUGAAGGCAAAGCCAACCAGGACAUACAGUUUACAUUUCCAUUCACUUUCAGAGAGCUGAAUGUGCUGAAAGAGAAAAAGGUCAGCUUGGUGGAACUUGUUCAUCACUUCUUUUCUGAAACCAAAGAAGCAGGAAUCUGCAGGUUUGAAGAGUUCCAGGUUGUGUUCAUCUUUGACGGCCUGGAUGAGUGUCGACUUCCUCUGGACUUCCACAACAAUGAGACUAUGACUGAUGUAACAGAGUCCACCUCAGUGGAUAUGCUGUUGACAAACCUCAUCAGAGGGAACAUGCUUCCCUCUGCUCGCAUCUGGAUAACCACAAGACCUGCAGCAGCCAAUCAGAUCCCUCCUGAGUGUGUUGACAUAGUGACAGAGAUCAGAGGGUUCACUGACCCACAGAAGGACGAGUACUUCAUGAAGAGAUUCAGAGAUAAGGAUCAGGCCAACAGGAUCCUCUCUCACAUCAAGAGAUCCCGAAGCCUCCACAUCAUGUGCCACAUCCCAGUCUUCUGCUGGAUCACUGCUACAGUUCUGGAGGAUGUGUUAAAGACCAGAGAGGGAAAAGUGCUGCCUAGGACCCUGACUGAGAUGUACAUCCACUUUUUGGUGGUUCAGUCCAAAAUGAAGAACAUCAAGUAUGAUGGAGGAGCUGACACAGAUUCACAUUGGAGUCCAGAGAGCAGGAAGAUGGUUGAGUCUCUAGGAAAACUGGCUUUUGAGGAGCUGCAGAAAGGAAACCUGAUCUUCUAUGAAUCAGACCUGAUAGAGUGUGGCAUGGAUAUCAGAGCAGCCUCAGUGUACUCGGGAGUAUUCACACAGAUCUUUAAAGAGGAGACAGGACUGUACCAGGACAAGGUGUUCUGCUUUGUCCAUCUGAGUGUUCAGGAGUUUCUGGCUGCUCUUCAUGUCCAUCUGACAUUCAUCAACUCUGGUGUUAAUUUGAUGUCAGAGGAAAAAACAACAUCCUGGUUUUCUUGUUUCAUGAAAGACGAACACAAUAUCAAAUAUGUACACCAGUGUGCUGUGGACAAGGCUUUACAGAGUCCGAACGGUCACCUGGACUUGUUCCUCCGCUUCCUCCUGGGUCUUUCACUGCCAACAAAUGGGAUUCUUCUCGGAGGCCUUUUGGCAAAGACAGCAUGUGGCUCACAAACCAAAGUGGAAACAGUCCGGUACAUCAAAAAGAAGAUCAGUCAGAAUCGUUCUGCAGAGAAAAGCAUCAAUCUGUUCCACUGUCUGAAUGAACAGAAUGAUAGCUCUUUCCUAGAGGAGAUCCAACACUCCCUGAGAUAUGAAAGUCUCUCCACAGAUGUACUGUCUCCUGCUCAGUGGUCAGCCCUCGUCUUCAUCUUACUGUCAUCAGAAAAAGAGCUAGACGUGUUUGACCUGAAGAAAUACUCUGAUUCAGAGGAGGCUCUUCUGAGGCUGCUGCCAGUGGUCAGAGCCUCCAGCACAGCUCUGAUGGCUUACUGUAACCUCUCAGAGAGAAGCUGUCAAGCUCUGUCUUCAGUUCUCAGCUCCCAGUCUUCUUCUCUGAGAGAACUCGACCUGAGUAACAACAAUCUGCAGGAUUCAGGAGUGGAACUGCUGUGUGAUGGACUGAAGAGUCCACACUGUUUACUGGAAACUCUGAGGCUUUCUGGCUGUAUGAUCCAAAGUAAAGGCUGUGCUUCACUGGCUAAAGCUCUAAGCUCUAACCCCUCCUAUCUCAGAGAGCUAGACCUGAGCUACAAUCAUCCAGGAGAACAGGGAGUGAAGCUGCUGUCUACUGGACUGGAUAAUCCACAAUGGAGACUGGACACUCUCAGGUUGGAGCCUGGCAGUGCCCGAUGGUUGAAACCAGGUCUGAGAAAGUAUUCCUGUGGACUCACAUUCGACACAAACACGGUGCACGAAAACCUACAACUGUCCGACAACAACAUUACGGUGGUUUUUGCUGAGGAUAAUCAGUCAUAUCCUGAUCAUCCAGACAGAUUUAAAACCUGUCCUCAGCUGCUGUGUAGAAAUGAUCUGACUGGUCGCUGUUACUGGGAGGUUGAGUGGAGUGGGGAAGUGUAUAUAUCAGUGAGUUACAGAGGAAUCAGCAGGACAGGACCCAGUAGUGUCUGUAUUUUUGGGGAGAAUGAUCAGUCCUGGUGUCUGUUCUGCUCUGGUAAAGGUUACUCUGUCUGCCACAACAACAUCAUAACAUCCAUCCCAUCCACUUAUUCCUCCAUCUCUGGCAGAGUAGCAGUAUAUGUGGACUGUCCUGCUGGCACUCUGUCCUUCUUCAGAGUGUCCUCCGGCAAGCUGAUCCACCUCCACACCUUCAACACCACAUUCACUGAAGCCCUUUAUCCUGGGUUUCGUCUUUGGUCUGAAAAGAAUUGGCACUUUUCAGACAUCGCUGGGUCCUUUUAUACUUGUACUGAUUCGUAUGUGUCUCUGUGUCAUCUGUAAGGAGGACAGACUCCUCAAGAGUGUUUUGGGGACUCAUGGACGUCAGUUUUUCAGAGGGAGGGUCAAGGUGUUUUUUUGGGCAUUAAAUGCAAGUGUGAACCAAACACAAAUUUUUACAGGAGUUCAAAGUUUCAUCAACUUGCAGAGGAAAUCUGGUAAAUAUGUAAUCAGACCUCCCGUUUGAAAGCAUUAUUUCUCCUAAAGGAUACACCGAGCACUGCAUUAUCCCUAUGGAUACACAUUUACAGUAUAAGAGUGACUUCCAUUGUUGGACCUCCCUUGAAAAAAGAAAAAAAAGACCAGCAUCUAGAAAAUCAUUGAUGCUAAGAAAUAUGAUUAUAAUAAACAAUUAAACUAAAAUCA
Molecule: messenger RNA, 4052 nt
Organism: Labrus mixtus (cuckoo wrasse)
Lineage: Eukaryota; Metazoa; Chordata; Actinopteri; Labriformes; Labridae
Product: NACHT, LRR and PYD domains-containing protein 3-like
Exons: 11
Coding region: 291-3689 (1132 amino acids)
Molecular function (GO): protein binding
Source: RefSeq, a predicted model, not a curated record